GAGAAGCGCCCUUCUUUCUCCGGUCUCCCUGACCCCGCCCUCCUCCAGACGCGACGAGAUCCUUCGAGAGCUUCCUCUGCCCCCUCCCUAGCCCGCCCCCGCCCCCGCCCCCGCAGCCCUCUCUGCCGCCAGUGUCCCGGCAGCCGAGCCGGCUCGGAGCUCGUGCGCCCGCUUCGCUCGCGCGCUGCCUCGCGCCCUCCCUCCCUCUCUCUCUCUUCCCCUCUCUCUUCCUCUCUUUCUCCCUCCCUCUCUCCGUCCCGUCCGUCCGUGGGUCGGUCCGUCCGUCAGUCCUCAGGCCCGGCGGCGGCGGGUGGCGCGCGCUCCUGGGCAGCCACGCGGGGCCUCGUGCGUGCGCCUCGCGCUCUCCCCAGCCCCUCCCCCGGUGCCGCGCGGGGCCGCCGGGCUCCCGUCCCAGGCCGGGGCCAUGUCGGUGGUGGGCAUAGACCUGGGCUUCCAAAGCUGCUACGUUGCCGUGGCCCGGGCCGGCGGCAUCGAGACGAUCGCCAACGAGUACAGCGACCGCUGCACCCCGGCUUGUGUUUCUUUUGGUCCUAAGAAUCGUUCAAUUGGAGCUGCAGCUAAAAGCCAGGUUAUUUCAAAUGCAAAGAAUACAGUCCAAGGUUUUAAGAGAUUUCAUGGCAGAGCAUUCUCAGAUCCAUUUGUUCAAGAAGAGAAGUCUCAUCUUGCAUAUGAAGUUGUGCAGUUACCAACAGGUUCAGCUGGUAUCAAGGUAACAUAUAUGGAGGAAGAGCGGAAUUUUACCACUGAGCAGGUCACAGGAAUGCUCUUGUCCAAACUAAAGGAAACUGCAGAAAAUGCCCUGAAGAAACCUGUUGUUGACUGUGUAGUUUCAGUCCCUUGCUUCUAUACAGAUGCUGAGAGAAGAUCAGUGCUGGAUGCAACACAGAUUGCUGGUCUUAAUUGUCUGCGAUUGAUGAAUGAAACUACUGCAGUUGCCCUUGCAUAUGGAAUCUAUAAACAAGAUCUGCCCACCAUGGAAGAGAAACCAAGAAAUGUUGUGUUUGUUGACAUGGGACAUUCUGCCUAUCAGGUGUCUGUGUGUGCAUUCAACAAAGGAAAACUCAAAGUUCUUGCCACUGCAUUUGAUCCAACAUUGGGAGGUAGAAAAUUUGAUGAAAUGUUAGUAAAUCACUUCUGUGAAGAAUUUGGGAAGAAAUACAAACUAGACAUCAAGUCCAAAAUUCGUGCGUUGUUGCGACUUUCUCAGGAGUGUGAAAAGCUCAAGAAAUUGAUGAGUGCAAACGCUUCAGACCUCCCUAUGAACAUAGAAUGUUUCAUGAAUGAUGUUGAUGUAUCUGGAAUUAUGAACAGGAGCAAAUUUCUGGAGAUGUGUGAUGAUCUCUUAGCUAGAGUGGAGCCACCACUUCGAAGUGUUUUGGAACAAGCCAAGUUAAAGAAAGAGGAUAUUUAUGCAGUAGAGAUAGUUGGUGGUGCCACUAGGAUCCCUGCAGUGAAAGAGAAGAUCAGCAAAUUCUUUGGUAAAGAACUCAGUACAACAUUAAAUGCAGAUGAAGCAGUCACACGAGGGUGUGCUUUGCAGUGUGCAAUAUUGUCUCCUGCUUUCAAAGUACGAGAGUUUUCUACCACUGAUGUAGUGCCAUAUCCAAUAUCUCUUCGAUGGAAUUCCCCAGCAGAAGAAGGAAUAAGUGAUUGUGAAGUCUUCUCGAAGAAUCAUGCAGCCCCUUUCUCUAAAGUUCUCACAUUUUAUAGAAAGGAACCGUUUACUCUCGAGGCCUAUUAUAGUUCUCCUAAGGAUUUACCUUACCCAGAUCCUGCUAUAGCCCAAUUUUUGGUUCAGAAGGUGACUCCUCAGACUGAUGGAUCCAGUUCAAAAGUGAAAGUAAAAGUUCGAGUCAACGUGCAUGGUAUUUUCAGUGUAUCUAGUGCAUCCCUUGUGGAGGUACACAAGUCUGAUGAAUGUGAAGAGCCUAUGGAAACAGAUCAGCAUGCAAAAGAGGAAGAGAAGAUGCAGGUAGACCAAGAUGAACAGAAAACUGAGGAAAACCAAAAUCCAGUACAAGGGGAAAAUAAGACAGAAUCUGAAGAAAUGGAGACUUCUCAGCCUGGGUCCAAAGAUAAGAAAAUGGACCAGCCACCUCAAGCCAAGAAGGCAAAAGUUAAAACCACCACUGUGGAUCUCCCUAUUGAAAAUCAGUUGUUAUGGCAGAUAGGAAGAGAAAUGUUGAACUUAUACAUUGAGAAUGAGGGUAAGAUGAUCAUGCAGGAUAAGCUGGAGAAGGAAAGAAACGACGCCAAGAACGCGGUGGAAGAAUACGUUUAUGAGAUGAGAGACAAACUGAACGGCCUGUAUGAGAAGUUUGUCAGUGAGGACGACCGUAACAGUUUUACUUUGAAAUUGGAAGAUACUGAGAAUUGGUUGUAUGAAGAUGGAGAAGACCAGCCCAAACAUGUUUAUGUUGAUAAAUUAACAGAAUUGAAGAAUCUGGGUCAGCCUAUUAAAAAUCGGUUCCAGGAAUCUGAAGAAAGACCAAAGGCAUUUGAAGAACUGGGAAAACAAAUCCAAAUGUUUAUGAAAAUUAUUGACUCUUUCAGAAACAAGGAAGAACAGUAUGAUCAUUUGGAUGCAGCCGAUGUGUUGAAAGUAGAGAAAAGCACUAAUGAAGCAAUGGAAUGGAUGAACAGCAAGCUAAAUCUUCAGAACAAACAGAGUCUUACUGUGGAUCCAGUUGUAAAGACAAAGGAUAUUGAAGCAAAAAUUAAAGAGCUUACAAGUACCUGUAACCCUAUAGUUACAAAACCUAGACCCAAAGUGGAGCUUCCAAAAGAUGAUGAACAUGUGGAACAGAAUGGACCAGUAGAAGGACAAGACAAUAGCCACGGAGGGGCUCAGUCCACUGAGCAGAAUAUAGAUCCAAGCGCCUCCCCAGAUUCUGAGAAGAAACUUCCUGAAAUGGACAUUGAUUAAUUCCAGCACUUGUUUAUAUUAAAGCCCACUUAUCAUAAAGCUUUAAGUUGUCAACUUUGUUCUAAAUAGCAAAGAAAGCAGAUUAAUAUUGCAAGUUAUUUAGUUUGUUUUCUUCUCUCGAAGGGAAAUCCAUGUAUUGAAUAUGAAAACUGAAAAAUGCAUCAGUACACCAUCCAAUAUGUUGAAUGUUUUCCCCUAGUUCUUAUGUUAUCCCUGUUUAUUUUGAAAUUAUUGAAGCAGCAGUUCCUUCCUUUUUUUUUUAUAUUUGAUCAGAUGGAGGAAGAAGGUUGUUAUGGAGAUCUAGGCCAGAGAUCUGUAAUUAGCUGGAGAUCAAGCUUAUUAGGAUGCUCUGGCCAAAGGCUUGCAGGUGUAAAUGUAUUUUAAACAUUGUUGGGGGUGGGAAGGAGGGAAACAAGAAAGGCAUGGCUUUCUGAGGUUUUUCCGUAGCACAGAAAAUGAUGGCUCCCUAAUUCUUUCUUUGCUUGUAUGUUGAGACGCUCCUUAAAUGAACAGAUUCCCUCCUAGCAAGUGCCAUGUAUGUUAACCUAUUUGGAAUACAAGCUAAAUGAGUGUGGGGACAUAUUUUAAUCAGGUUUUUAGGCCUGAAAUACGCUUCUUAAGCUGUGUUGUAUAUCCCGGUCGCCAGAGUUUAAGCAGAUCUUUAAUGGAUGUAUGAUAUCAUGGGUAAGAUGUUUUCCUGAAUUUAGUAGAUGUGAAGUAGGGUGUGUAUCAAGGUAAAACACACCCAAGAAAUGUACAUUUUGGUCUCUGUUCAGAUUGAGUUGUACUCUUAGACGGUUACUCUAAUGGGAAUGUUUUGUCUGUCUUGGGAGAUGCUGCUUAGCCUUGACGGUUGAGGGAAUAAUUUCCUAGUGAGAGUUGCAAAUUUCUUAAGCUCUGACACACACUGGCUAUUACCAUAGAAUAUCUAUGAUAAACCUGCAAAUAAUUCAUUUGUGUUUUGAAUCAAAUAGAUACAAAACUAUACAAAAAGUUAACAAGAAAUAAAUACACUGGAUUAUACUGCAUGAGUUUUAAAUUGGUGUAGAAUAGAUAUAAUGGAAACCUUGGAUAUUUUCUUGAUGUUGGACUUUGGAAUUUUGCACUAAAGCAGUAAUUUACAACUUUUAUGCUGUGUAGUGCUCAUAAAAAAUUUUAUGGACCUCAUCAGUCCCUUCCCCAUGGCCCAUCCCAACUUAUAUCAUGGAUUGGAAAAAAAAAUAGCUUAAAACUACUAUGAAUUCAGUGACUUAAUUGAAUUCGUAUUUUAUUCACAAGAGUAUCUGAAUGUAUGUGCAAGUUAGCAAUACAUGUACAUGUGAGACAUUCACGCUACAGACAGCAUCGUUACUGCUUAGGCUGUUUAAUGAGAUGGACACCUUACAGUAACUUUGAGGGAUCCUUGGCCCACAGGUUGGGGACUUUUGCUAAAGCAGUAGUCCUUGAUAGCUUUUUAUGUACCCAAUGAGAAAAUAGUGGUUGUGUUUAGCAUUUGGGAAAUCAUAGGAGCCGCUGUUAACAGUUUUUUUGUGUGUGAUGAAAUUAAUAUCCCCCUUGGUGAGUAAUGUUGUGGGUAAUAUCACAUAAUUGAAUUUGAAGAUUUAUAAGGCAAAUUUUAAUUCACAUACAUUGCAGAUUGUGUGUGUGAAUGCUCAUUAUAUCAUUGCACCAUGGCAUAAUGGGAAAGUGGAGUCACCAUAGGAUAUAGCAUUGUAGUUGGAAGGGAAUCUCAAAGGUUAUCUAGUUCAACUUCCUCUUUUUUAAAAUGAGGAAAAGAUCUUGGCUUGGGUCACACAGGUAGAAAGUGACAUGUUUUACAGUCUAGGCCUUUUGUCUUCAAAUCCCAUCACCUUUAAUCCUGCAGCACAUGGGGCUCCACUCCCAUUCUGAGGAAGUGAACAUAUAGUGUGGGCUGCUCUAUUCCUUGUUAAACUUAGUUAAUAGGAUCACAGAUCUAAAGCAUGAAGGGGCUUUGUUAGCUAAUCUAACAAUUGGGGGGGGUUGUUCAUUCUGCUCAUUUUGGGGGCUGGACAGCUAUUUAGAAUGUUGAGGAAUUUUGUGAAAUGAAUCCACAACAGAGGUUAGUAAUAAUUUGUUUUAGUUGUUUAGGAACUGGGCUUGUCUAAGACCUUAGCUGAUGGGCCAUUGUGCAAGGGGGAAAGGGAGUAAGUAUUUAAGUGCCUACUAUGUGCAAGGCACUAUGCUAAGCACUUUGCAAAUAUCUCAUUUGAUCCUCACAGUAACCCUGUGAGGCAGGUGCUAUUCUCAUUUUACAGUUGAAGAAACAGAUGAUCAAGUUAACUGACUUGUCCAGGGUCACCCAACUACUAAGUAUCUUGGGCUGGAUUUGAAUUCAUGUUUUCUCGACUCCAAGCCCAGUACUCUAUCCACUGUGCCACUAAACUGCUUCAGAGGAGAGGCAGUCAGAUUUGGGUACACGUAUGAAAGACAAAUGCUUAGUGAUGGAGGUUUGACUGAGCCAGCAAUUCGGAGGGUGGAGAUGGCCCACAGAGGAGACACUAGGUCACUACAGAUAGAUGUGUCUUGAAAAGUAUGAGAAAAUAGGAUGGAGGGAAAUACACAGUUAAUGAUUAUAACUGAAUGGGACGAACUUGGCCAUAUUAAAUGGAAGAAAGCCGGAUGGAUUAGCAAGCAGAAUCUAAUAAAUUGUUGAAAAAAAAAAACUUGAAAGUAAAUGACAAUUAAAAUUUGGGUCUUGAUCAAAA
Messenger RNA from Trichosurus vulpecula (common brushtail), 5673 nucleotides. It is a transcript of the gene HSPA4, whose product is annotated as heat shock protein family A (Hsp70) member 4. Gene Ontology annotation, biological process: protein folding. The record is from RefSeq and is a predicted model, not a curated record. Gene Ontology annotation, molecular function: ATP-dependent protein folding chaperone; ATP binding. Bases 425 to 2947 code for a protein of 840 amino acids. NCBI's taxonomy places the organism in Eukaryota, Metazoa, Chordata, Mammalia, Diprotodontia, Phalangeridae. Gene Ontology annotation, cellular component: cytosol; nucleus. The transcript has 19 exons.